Messenger RNA from Zophobas morio, 739 nucleotides. RefSeq names its product phenoloxidase-activating factor 2-like. NCBI's taxonomy places the organism in Eukaryota, Metazoa, Arthropoda, Insecta, Coleoptera, Tenebrionidae. The record is from RefSeq and is a predicted model, not a curated record. Gene Ontology annotation, molecular function: serine-type endopeptidase activity. Gene Ontology annotation, biological process: proteolysis. The transcript is spliced from 3 exons. The coding region runs from base 1 to 681 and encodes 226 amino acids.
AUGGUAGAAAUAAUUCUGGUAAAAUACGAAAAUGUAGGUCUUCCGUUUCCUGUGAACAUCAACGAUAUCAAGAUAAGAGCCGGGGAAUGGGACACCCAGACCCAGAACGAGCGCAUUCCGCACCAGGAACGUAACAUCGAACGAAAAAUCGUCCACAACCACUUCACCAAAGGGAAUCUGUACAACGACGUGGCCCUCCUAAUCCUGGAUCGUCCCUUAACCAAGACCAGAAGCAUCGGGACGGUGUGUUUACCCCAAGACAACCAACACUUCGAUUCCAGGGAAUGCUUUGCCACAGGCUGGGGCAAAGACAGGUUCGGGCAAGAGGGCCAAUACGCCGUCAUUCUAAAAAAAUUGCAGCUGCCACUAGUCCAGAACCAACCUUGUCAGGACGCCCUCAGGAAAACCCGUCUCGGGAAUUCCUUCAUUCUUCACCGAUCUUUCACCUGUGCAGGCGGCGAGCCCGGUUUAGACACGUGCACGGGCGAUGGUGGUAGUCCUUUGGUGUGUCCAGACCCUUCCAACCCCAAUCGCUACCUCCAAGUGGGUAUAGUGGCCUGGGGGAUCGGCUGUGGCGAAAACCAAGUCCCUGGAGUCUACACCGACGUGGCCAACUUCCGAAAUUGGAUCGACCUUAAAUUGCAAGAAACAGGCAUCGGUAUCGAUUCAUACAUCGUAUAAUUACAGCGGUGUUCGUUAUUUAUGUAAAUUAGUCUCGAAUAAAGUCAUUUUUAUCCAA